UUUCAAAAACAAAUAUGAUCAAAUGUAAUUAAUAAUUUCAUUGCUAUUUACAGAGUUCGAUUUUAAUAGAUUUUGUAAAUUAAUAAUUAUGAUCUUUAUAAAAGUUUGAUUUAUGCGAAGGGCUGUGAAUAUUUAAUACUAGUUUCAUAUUAUAUAUUAUUAAUAGUUAUUAUGGCUUUCAUACCCAAAAAUGUCAUUGACAAAGCUGAAGAUAUCUCAGAAUUGGUAGUAAAAAAUUGUAACACUUAUUUGCCAACUGCUUCGAGACUAUGUUUAAUAUCAACAUUUAUUGAAGAUGGUCUUCGUAUGUAUUUUCAAUGGUCUGAACAAAGCAAAUACAUGGAUAUGUCUUGGAAUUGUGGCAUGUUUUUAGCAACUAUUUUUGUUCUUGUUAAUUUACUGGGACAACUUGGUGGAUGUGUUCUUAUACUGGUACAAAAACAUGUGCGAAUUGCAUGUGGAGUUUUAUUUUUUAUUGUAGUAUUACAGACAGUAGCUUACAGUAUUCUAUGGGAUCUACACUUCUUGUUAAGAAAUUUUGCAUUAAUUGGAGCAUUAUUGUUAGUUUUAGCUGAUAGUGAGGUGGAAUCCAGACCUUUACUUGCAGGAGUUCCAUCAUUAGGCGAAAAUAAACAAAAGAACUAUAUGCAAUUAACAGGCAGAUGCUUGAUCGCGUUUAUGUUUAUCACUUUAUUGAAAUUUGAAAUUUCAUUUUUCCAGCUUAUUCAAGAUAUAUUGGGAACAAUAAUGAUGGUAUUAGUUUUUAUUGGAUAUAAAACUAAACUUAGCGCAUUAGUAUUGGUUUUAUUCUUAACAAGUUUGAAUUUCUAUUAUAAUGCUUGGUGGACAAUACCAGAUACAAAACCCCUUCGUGAUUUUCUAAAAUAUGAUUUUUUCCAAACUCUCUCAGUGAUUGGUGGUUUAUUAAUGAUUGUACUUAGAGGUCCAGGUGGUGUAUCAAUGGAUGAACAUAAGAAAAAUUGGUAAUUUUAAAUGUAAAAUAAAUAUCUCAAGUUAUGUAAUAAAAAAAUAGUAAUAAUAAAGAAUUAUAGUUUUAAAUGCAGACUAUUGUAAUUAAUUUGUUAAAGUUUUCAAUUUACAAUUAUAUAUGAAAUACAUUUUUUUAUUUUUUACCAAAUA
Daktulosphaira vitifoliae (grape phylloxera) is the source of this 1140-nucleotide messenger RNA. It is a transcript of the gene Surf4, whose product is annotated as surfeit locus protein 4 homolog. Gene Ontology annotation, cellular component: membrane; endoplasmic reticulum; endoplasmic reticulum-Golgi intermediate compartment. The coding region runs from base 172 to 987 and encodes 271 amino acids. Gene Ontology annotation, biological process: Golgi organization. The record is from RefSeq and is a predicted model, not a curated record. NCBI's taxonomy places the organism in Eukaryota, Metazoa, Arthropoda, Insecta, Hemiptera, Phylloxeridae. The transcript is spliced from 6 exons.